Molecule: messenger RNA, 4188 nt
Organism: Melitaea cinxia (Glanville fritillary)
Lineage: Eukaryota; Metazoa; Arthropoda; Insecta; Lepidoptera; Nymphalidae
Gene: wts
Product: serine/threonine-protein kinase Warts
Exons: 4
Coding region: 26-3115 (1029 amino acids)
Biological process (GO): hippo signaling; regulation of organ growth; peptidyl-serine phosphorylation
Molecular function (GO): ATP binding; protein binding; protein serine/threonine kinase activity
Source: RefSeq, a predicted model, not a curated record
GGUGAGGCGCUCGGGCGCGGGCGCCAUGAACCCGCCGGCGCCCGGCAAGACGGCCACGCGCUCAUCAGGGUACAACCAGAAAGCGCUAGCCGAAAUACGUAAUUCAUUACUCCCAUUUGCAAACAUUGGGAGCUCGGAGCCGCCGGGCUCCUCAGCGGCCAGCACUGUCAGUUCAGGAGUCAGUUCUGGUUUUAGCUCAUCAUCUGGAAAUGGGCUAGAUAAGGAUUUGAGUGUAUUACCUCAGUCUCUCAACCAGCUUGUAGCUCUGGGUUACGAUGAAGACCCAGCAGCUAAGGCACUUAAAUAUGCAGGUGGCCGAUUUGAUGCGGCACUUGAUUAUCUCUCGAAGAAGCAAGAACCUCUCAAUGGGGUUCUCAAAUCAAAUAAUUUAAGUGCUCUCAGUACAAAGCUUAUAAGAAAACCUAGUUUAGAAAGAGAAAUCAACCUUCAUAGAGGUAGUCCCGCGCUCGACUCUGGGGCGGGAAGUUCCCGGUCAGAUAGCCCUCGGCAGUCUGACGCGCCUCCACUACCUCACGAGAAAUUGAGCCGGCAGUACUCGCCAUCGGGUUUCUCGGAGCCUCCGCCCCCGCCGCCGCCGCGAUGUCCUUCUACGCCUCCGGUUCCGCCUUCGGUCCAGCAAUACAUGAAGCGGAUUUCCCCCGCGCCGCCCUUGCCCCCGGCUCGAGGGACGAGCCCCGUCGCCGCCGGAGCCCCGGCGCCUCCCGCGCGGCAACCCAUGAUCGUUCAGAACGGGCCCCAGGUCCAGCAGCAACUAACACAGCAGAUCCAGGCCCUGAGUAUUUACCAAACGGGCUCAACGGGUGCAGAGCUCCCGCCGCCCUAUCCAGUUUCCGGCGUCCCACCGCCGCCGCCGUACUCGAUGUCGAUGCAAAAUCGACAGAGUCCGACGCAAUCUACGGACUACAGGAAAAGUCCGUCAUCGGGCAUAUACUCGGGAGGAACCUCGGCCGGAUCUCCAAGUCCGAUUACGGUGACGCAAUCGACCGGCUCGUCGUCGGGAAUGACUCGGCCGACACCUAUGCAGGCUUGGACGGCGCGGCAAGCUGUUCAGCCUCCGAUAAUCAUGCAGUCGGUGAAGAGUACCCAAGUCCAAAAGCCAGUUCUUCAGACUGCGAUUGCGCCGGUGGCGCCGCCACCGGUGGCCAGCUCAGUGGUGCAGCCGCCGCCGCCCUCAUACGCCAGCUCCAUACAACAGAAGCAAUCGCAGACGCCGCCCAGCUACCCGCUGGCGCCCAAGCCGUCGUCGCCGGGCUCGACGCCGCCCGCCCUGCCCGCCCUGCCUGCGACUCCGCCCGCCGUCCCCACCACCGAGCCGCCGAGCUAUGCGAUCACAAUGCAGGCCCUCGCCGUCCAGAGAGGCAUGCACCCGAUUCCUCCGCCGCCCUACGGAAAUCCGAGCGACAACACGACGACAGUUAACUCGCACCAUUCACCUUUACAUAAAAAGUUUUCGAAUAACUGUGAUAUUAAGGGAGAGUCGUCGCAGAUGGAGGUCAAGUGUCCCAAUCAGAACUGCAAUCUUUUAAAAGAUAGCGUGCCGUCCGGUUCCGAUAAAAAUUCGAACGGUUCGACCGAGAGGCGACCGAAAGCGGGACCUGAGAAGAUCAGGCAUCAGUCGCCGAUACCCGAACGAAAGAAUAUCAGUAAAGAGAAGGAAGACGAAAGGAGAGACUGCAAAGUUAGAAAUUAUUCUCCGCAGGCAUUUAAAUUUUUCAUGGAACAGCACAUAGAAAAUAUCCUUAAAUCUUAUAAACAGCGUACGUAUCGUCGCAUGCAACUGGAGAAAGAAAUGACGAAAAUAGGUCUCAGUGCAGAGGCUCAAGAUCAAAUGCGAAAAAUGCUAUCGCAGAAGGAAUCUAAUUAUAUCAGGUUAAAGAGAGCAAAGAUGGACAAGUCUAUGUUCACAAAAAUAAAACCGAUAGGCGUCGGUGCUUUCGGUGAAGUUACACUGGUUAGAAAAAUCGAUACUAGUCAUCUAUAUGCCAUGAAAACGCUACGAAAAGCAGAUGUUCUAAAGCGAAACCAAGUCGCACAUGUCAAAGCUGAGAGAGAUAUUUUAGCUGAGGCCGACAACGAGUGGGUCGUUAAACUUUACUACAGUUUCCAAGAUAAAGAUAACCUUUAUUUUGUGAUGGACUACAUACCGGGCGGGGAUUUAAUGUCGCUUUUGAUAAAGUUGGGUAUAUUCGAGGAAAAUUUAGCAAGAUUUUAUAUAGCAGAAUUAACGUGUGCAGUAGAAAGUGUACAUAAAAUGGGAUUUAUUCAUAGAGAUAUAAAGCCCGAUAAUAUCCUUAUAGAUCGCGAUGGACACAUUAAGUUAACUGACUUUGGGUUAUGUACGGGCUUUAGGUGGACGCAUAAUUCGAAGUAUUAUCAGAGAAAUGAUCAUGGGCGCCAAGACUCCAUGGAUCCAGUAGACGGAGAGUGGGGUGCGAUGGGUGAAUGUCGCUGUCACCAAUUAAAACCUCUAGAAAGGCGGCGUAAGCGGGAACAUCAAAGAUGCCUCGCGCAUUCUCUUGUGGGUACUCCAAAUUAUAUAGCCCCUGAAGUGUUACAAAGGACGGGAUACACUCAGCUUUGUGAUUGGUGGUCAGUCGGGGUUAUAUUGUAUGAAAUGUUGGUCGGAUCUCCACCUUUUCUAGCCUCAACUCCUGCUGAGACUCAGCUUAAGGUGAUAAACUGGGAGAGCACACUUCACAUCCCCGAUGCGGCAAAUUUAUCUCGAGAAAGUAAGGAUCUGAUCCUUCAAUUGUGUUCUGGACAGGAGACUAGACUCGGGAAAGAUGCGAAUGAAGUCAAGAAUCACCCUUUUCUGAAGAGCAUCGACUUUGAAAAGGGUCUUAGAAGACAAAUAGCACCCCACAUCCCGAGGAUAGACUACCCAACUGACACGUCUAAUUUUGAUCCAAUUGAUCCUGACAAACUGCGAAAUUCUGGUAGCUCAGACUCAAACAAGUCGGACAGCGAGUUACUUGACAAUGGCAAGACGUUUCAUGGUUUCUUCGAAUUUACCUUCCGAAGAUUCUUUGAUGACGGUUAUACGAACAAAAUUAACCUCGACGACAACGACAACCAGGGCCCGGUGUAUGUCUAGUGAUAGUGAAAAAGACACUUUAGAUGUUACAGUGUGUGCCUUGACUCUCUAUUAAAAUGAUAGAUUCCCUUGUAAACAUAACGAAUGUAACGUAUUUAAAAUUACUUUUAGAGCCGUAUUGUUAAUAAUCCCGGUGAUAAUGUUGUAAUAUUGUAUCGUUAUGUAUUUGUAAGAUUAAACCUAUUGUAAUAUAUGUAACGAAUGGAUCGCAGUAGUUUGUAGCCACUGUAACCAUUGGUGCUGUCCGCCCGCGCGUCGGGAUGUUAGCGUCGUUCCAUUCACUGUAUACUAUUUUUGUAACUAGAGAAAUUAUUUAUGAGAUAAGAACAAGCUUACAUGGAUUAGUGAAUGAUACGUCACUAUAUUUUCUUAUGUAUUUAUCAAGAUAGGUUGCUUAUAAAUGUGUGUUUGUUAUAUAAAUUUAAACCGUAACAUAUGGGAGUCAUUUACGUAACGGAAAAGUUCGACAGAUCGGCAUGCCUAAGGUUGAAUGGAAGUGCUUUCAGUCCAGUGGAUUGGAUCUUGUAGCGUGUGCCUUAUUCAUUGUAAAUCUCUUUACACUGAUUUUUAAGGGAGAUUGAAUUUCAGAAGAUUUUACUUAAACUUAGGUCCGAUUUUAUAACUCGAUACGAUGUAGAGUGCAAUAAAUAUUUAUUAACAAAAAAAAAAGCGAAAUCGCAUGUUUAUUGAUACGUUUAUUUAAUGUUGAAGGAGGUUUUAGUUGCGUUCCCAGAACGUAAACUUCGUUACGUCAUUCAAGUACAUAUUCAAUGAGAUUUUAAGAUAUUUUUUUAUUUUUUGUGCAAAAAUGUAUUAUUGUUUUCACUAACAACAUCCAAUUUUAAUAUUAAGUCGCGAAUAACGUUAAAUUAUAAAAAUCCGAGAACAAAUAUCGUGUGACUAGCAGCUAUAAAGAGUUAGCUUGUUUGUGAUCAUGAGGACAACUUUUUUGUACAGUAUGUUAUAAACCAGUCACUUCACCUUAAAUUAUGUGUUAUUGAAUGUAAAUUGUUUUAUUCUAAAAUGAAACAUGCUUUUAAGUAAAUGAAAAUAAAAUAUGGGAGUUUUGUUGA